CAAGAAGUAAUGGUAAAGGAAGAAGAGAGGCGCUCAUGAGCAAGCUGCUAGCCGCAUUAGCAUUAGCCUAUGUUGUAGCCUUUCCAUAAUGGCGCCUCUGGACCUAGAUAAGUAUGUCGAAAUAGCAAGACACUGCAAAUACCUACCAGAAAAUGAUCUCAAGAGAUUAUGUGAUUAUGUAUGUGAUCUACUUUUGGAAGAAUCCAAUGUACAGCCAGUUUCUACACCGGUUACAGUGUGCGGAGACAUCCAUGGACAGUUUUAUGACCUGUGUGAGCUCUUCAGAACCGGGGGGCAGGUUCCAGAUACAAACUACAUUUUUAUGGGGGAUUUUGUAGACAGAGGAUAUUACAGUUUGGAGACAUUUACACAUCUUCUUGCUUUAAAAGCAAAGUGGCCUGAUCGCAUCACUUUACUUCGAGGAAAUCAUGAAAGCAGACAAAUAACACAAGUGUAUGGGUUUUAUGAUGAAUGCCAAACAAAAUAUGGCAAUGCCAAUGCCUGGCGAUAUUGUACCAAAGUUUUUGACAUGCUAACUGUUGCAGCUUUGAUAGAUGAGCAGGUCCUGUGUGUUCAUGGUGGGCUUUCACCUGACAUUAAAACUUUGGACCAGAUUCGUACAAUAGAACGCAACCAAGAGAUUCCACACAAGGGUGCCUUCUGUGAUCUUGUGUGGUCAGAUCCUGAAGAUGUUGACACCUGGGCUAUCAGUCCACGAGGUGCAGGGUGGCUAUUUGGCUCCAAAGUCACAAAUGAGUUUGUGCAUAUCAACAACUUAAAGCUCAUCUGCCGGGCACAUCAGCUGGUUCAUGAAGGGUACAAGUUCAUGUUCGAUGAAAAAUUGGUAACGGUGUGGUCAGCACCAAACUACUGCUACCGCUGUGGAAACAUUGCUUCGAUUAUGGUUUUUAAAGACGUAAAUAGACGAGAGCCGAAGCUGUUUCGGGCUGUCCCUGACUCUGAAAGGGUUAUACCGCCUCGAACCACUACACCUUACUUCCUUUAAUUAACACAUCCUCUGUUGUCCUGAAAUUUUAUUUAUAUGCAACAGAUUUUACUAAAUAUAACUGUUUUCAGGUUAAAGUAUCUUGAUGGCUGUUUUUGCUCCUUCAAUUCAUUUUAAUUCAAAUAUGUCUAAUUAUGUCACACGUUGUGUCGUAAAGAUGCAUUUUAACAUUUUGAUCCAAAUUAUAAUAAAAUCUUUAUAUAUUUCUAGCUUAGCGUGGUGUAUAUUGAACACAGUUUUGUUGCUGACCACAAUUUAGGGAGAAAAUUCUCCGGGUAUCUGUAUCUGCCUUUUCUGGAGGUCUCAUUUACAUUGAGAAGAUUUUAAAUGAAUGGUAAGCUAAAAAGUACUGGAAAUGAUGUGCAUUUCAUUUAUUUCUGCUUCUAUUGUCACUUGGCUUAAUGCAGAGGUUCAGAAAUGUGCAUUUAGAAAAGUAUUCUAAACAUGGUAACAGAAAUUGUUGCAGCUCAGUGUGCCUAAUUUUAAUGCAAUACCCUUACACUGAACUGUGCCGGUAAAUGCCUGCAUACCUCAUUUCAUUUGUUAUGUGUAUUGCGGAUAAUGUUUUUUUUUUCUGUUUUGUAAGCUUAAUAAACACAUUCAUGGUGAAA
Messenger RNA from Boleophthalmus pectinirostris (great blue-spotted mudskipper), 1617 nucleotides. RefSeq names its product protein phosphatase 6, catalytic subunit (gene ppp6c). The coding region runs from base 89 to 1006 and encodes 305 amino acids. Gene Ontology annotation, cellular component: cytoplasm. Gene Ontology annotation, biological process: peptidyl-serine dephosphorylation; G1/S transition of mitotic cell cycle. The record is from RefSeq and is a predicted model, not a curated record. Gene Ontology annotation, molecular function: protein serine/threonine phosphatase activity. The transcript has 7 exons. Lineage: Eukaryota; Metazoa; Chordata; Actinopteri; Gobiiformes; Gobiidae.